Messenger RNA from Mytilus trossulus (common blue mussel), 1433 nucleotides. Its product is annotated as transmembrane protein 59-like. The coding region runs from base 41 to 1021 and encodes 326 amino acids. The transcript has 6 exons. Lineage: Eukaryota; Metazoa; Mollusca; Bivalvia; Mytilida; Mytilidae. The record is from RefSeq and is a predicted model, not a curated record.
GUUAUUUUGUCACGUGAUCAAAAUAAACCAGCUGUUCAAGAUGGCGGCUAUCAGGAUACACGAACUUUUGUUUAUUUUCACAUUCUUGUCGUUUACCUCUGCGACAGGAAUAUUUGAUAGGGUCCUAGAUGAUAUAACUACUUGUUCAGACAAAUGCUCAAACACAUACACGCCACAUACUUUUGAAAAGAGCUAUUUAGUAGAUGUAUGUAAAAGAGGAUGUAGAUUUUUUACCAUUAUGGAAUUUAUUUAUAACCAUGAUAAUCUUAAUAUGACCAUGAAAGGUUGCACAUCAUCAUGUGAAGAAGCCUAUAACACAACUGAUGAAGAGAGUACCUGUAUAUUUGGAUGUAAAAAUCAAGUUCCUCAGUUGAAGAAAUUUAAUUUUGAUGAGGAUCCAAUGGAUAUGAUGAACAUCCAGUUUAUUAAUCCAUUCAUGUAUGUACAUAACAUGUACAGUAAUAUGGUAGACAAAGUUUGGAAUGGUCUUUCUGUCAGGUGGUCAUUCUACAUGAGGUCAGGUGAUGGGUCAGUUAUUGUAGUCAAGUCAGAACCACAGUUUACACCAGAAUUUGAUUCUAUUGAAACUGAUGAUGAUUACAACACAGCUCAUUAUUUGGAGACUAACUUAGAGGAAGUUGACAGAUCUGCCACACCUGUCAUCAAACGAUCCCAGAUAAUGCCAAGAGAGGACGGUACCCAGUAUGCAUACAAUGUCAAUGGUGACAACACUGCUUCUAAUGACUGGCUGUCAUGUGUAUCAAAGAAGACUGGUUUAUCUCGAGUUUUUCUGAGCAUGCUAUUGUUCAUGUCCGCCAUGAUGAUGAUUUGGUUAUGUCUUACUGCAAUGGUUACUGCCCCUGACCAGAGAGUACAUGCAAAUAAUCAGAGACUAAGUAUAAAUGGUGAUCUUGAACAUAUCAAACAAAUGAAGGCAUUAGGAAUGGAGAUGUCAUAUCCUCAGGUGAUCUCAGAUGAUGCUGGACCACUUCCUGUAAAGGUCAAAGUUCAGAGAUUAUAAUUCAGUCCCAAUCAGAUAGUAUUAUGAAUUAAAAUGUGCAUUUGAGAUGCAAUAAGAUAUUCAGUUGUAUUUUUGAAAGGGAGAACACUUUUCAUGUGGGAUUUCUAGCUUUUGUCAUGUAUGAUAAACAUAUUUGACCUUGAUGUACUCUACAUACCAUAUUUGAACUUAAUGUACUCAUCAUAUUUAUUUGUUGUUGUUGUUUCAUUAACCACUACAUGGGCAUUUCAGUUUUUUUUGUGUACAUCAGUGCUUUCUUAAAAUAAAUAUAUUUUAAAGGUUGAAUUUGUGACAUUUGUCAUACAAACUCUCAAGUCUAUUUAUUAUUUAUUGUAAAACUUAAUGGUGAUUUGUUCCCCCAGAUAUAGAUAUUGAUGUUUUGCUUAACACUACUGGGAAAAAUUUGAUAAAC